This is a messenger RNA of Recurvomyces mirabilis, 2505 nucleotides long. RefSeq lists its product as uncharacterized. Bases 1 to 2505 code for a protein of 834 amino acids. The transcript has a single exon. The record is from RefSeq and is a predicted model, not a curated record. Lineage: Eukaryota; Fungi; Ascomycota; Dothideomycetes; Mycosphaerellales; Teratosphaeriaceae. Gene Ontology annotation, molecular function: protein binding.
AUGCACUUAUGGUCUUCUCUCUCGCGCUCAGCUAGAUCUAGCUCGUCCGUCACGAGAUUAGCGCAACGAUGGCACCCACACACCCACGUCCCACGCCAGCGAUACAUCUCCGCCCUCGCCGAGCGCCAGCAAGAUGACAAAGAGACCAUUUCGGUGUCCAAGCAUGCCAAAUCGCCCUCGUCGGAAUCCAAAGACUCGGCAUACCUCGACUUUCUGCUAGGUGGCUAUGGACAGCCUGAGGAUGAAGCGACGGUCGAGACGCGAAAGGCUGAGACACCACCAAAGAAGACAGCUGGCAGCAGGAAGAGCCGUACUGCUGUUCGUUCUUCUCCAGCACACUCGAAACAUUCGCCCGAACAGGCAGCCCGAGCACGUCUGAAAGCACGCAAGACGGCACGUCUGGCACGUGGUUCUUCAACUACCAUCUCCAUUCGCUCCGAGCUACGCACUUCGGCCGUCUUCUCCUCUGACUGGAAUACGCGAUACUGCAAGAUUUCAGCAUCGUACGACCGACUUCUUUCGACACCUGGCCAGGAUGUUGCGAAUAGCCCAGAGCUCCAUUUCAAGCCCGAGGCCAGUAGGCGCAUUGAGCGAAUCAUUGGGCAGAUGGAUGAGAAUCCGGAUGAAACCAUACGGUUCAAGCCGUUCGCGCAGGAGUACAACAAGCUGGAGCGUGAGUUAUGGAGCGAGACAGCACUCUGGUUGUUAUGCUACGACAAGGUGAAGUUGAUGACCUUCCUGCGCCUGACGCACAAGAUGCUCUACCCUCCGAUCAACUGGGUUGAGGAUUGCUACAGUAUCCUUGCGAAGUAUUUCGACCAGGCAUAUCACCUUCGACCAGCCAGGUUUGGGGCAAUACGCAAGGCGUCCUGGUCACACGAAAUCGCUAACGCCGAAUUGGGGGAAAAGGAGGCAACGCGUAGAAAUUUUCGAGAGCUGGCCAAGAUUAUGCUCCUGCUCAUGGACCGAGAGACGAACGAACAAUUCAUCUUCAUUGGUGGCUGGGUGAAACUUCUGCUUCCAUGGAUCUCAAACGAGCAGGUCCUGGAGCUGUGGGCCAACAUAAAGCUCGACAAGGUCAAGCUGCAUCAAUACACCUACCUACACUUCUCUGAGCAUUUCGCCAAAUCAGGCCAGAUUGAGCGGGCGCUUGAGGCGUUGCUCGAGGCUGCUAGACUCGGUGGUCCGCGCUUCGUCGAGACGGUGGCGUUCCGGUAUGGGUGCUCUGCAUUGCUUCGAAGGUCAGCCAAUGAGCCAGAUGGGCUACGGGUGACAUUGUGUUUAGUAGAGCAUCUGGCUGGGCUGGGACUGAAGCUCAACUCCGAUCUAUACACCAUCAUCAUGCUCAAUGCUGUCGACGCUGGCGACCUGGAGACGAUGCAGAAUGUGUACCGUGCGAUGCAGGAACAGCACAUACUCCCGACCAAAUUCACCUACGCCGUUCGUCUCAAGGCUUGCAAGCUCGACAUCGACAAUGCGGAUAUGUUGCGAGACGUGAUCGAGGAGGCGAUUCAAUUCGGCGACCUCCGCACAAACAGCAUUGUUUGUUUCGAGAUCAUGCAUUGUCUGGCUCUUCAUCACAGCAAGCACAAUCCCGACACAGCUUUCGCCACACUAUCAGCCGCCUACGACCAAUUUUACGACCGGGCGCCUCUAGAACAACUCGGUCUACCACUUUCAGCGCCUGCACCGUCGGCCACAAACUUGUCGUCUGAUUCUCCGAAGCGUAUGCAACCCACAAGGCAUAUCCUAGGCAUCAUGCUCUGGACCUACCUGGCCCAUAACUCCAAAGCGCAGGAAGCCAUAGCCAUGUAUAAUCGCUGGCGAGAAAUCAUCCAAUCCGGUGCCGAAACCGAUCGAGCUUUGAUCUCCUGCGUAGAAACUCCCCACUUCUCCAACAUCUUCCUCCAACACUUCAUGCGCAGCAAACACAGCCUCCUCCAAGCUACCCGCGUAGUCAAAGAUCUCCAAACCCCUCUCUCCAUCUCCUCCACCACGCUAAACCUCACCCAAUCCCCCCCAAACAUCCACACCUGGUCCAUCUUCCUCCACGGCUUCUCCGCCCGUGGCGAACUCAGACUCGCCGAGCAAGUCCUCACAUACAUGCGGGAAAAAAAAAUGGAACCUAACGUCGUGACCUGGACCUCCCUAAUCACGGCUUACGCCCGAAACCAGAAUGAGGAGGGACUGGUGGAUGUUCUCAGACGCUCGGAGCAGAGCGGGCUGGUGUGGAAUGAUUGGACGCGGAAGGGGGUUGGGAGGUUUCGCAAUCAGGAGAGGUUGAGGGAGGCGUUGAGGCGGCAGAGGUUGGAAAGGGAGUUGGAUUUUAGUGGGGAUUUGACGGGGGGUUUGGUGAGAAGGUUGGGUGGGAUUCGGGGAGGUGAGGGUGAGGGUGGGAAGGAUGGGAUGGCAGAGCGGGUUCCUGAUGCUUUUAAUCUAGUUGGUGCAGAUGGUAGGGUUAGCGAUUUGCCUGCUGAUGUUGUAGACAUGAGCAUAAGUGGAUGA